AUGGCGCGGAGCUCCGUGAAGCGCUCGCUGCUGGCGUUCUUCGUGGCCGUGAUCGUGGCCAUCGCCUGCAUGUUGGUGCUGGCCGUCCAAGUGCCCAGCGUGGUGGCGGCGCACGCGCAUUCGAACGACUUCAAGCGCUCCGGGAUCGGCGAAGUGGUGGACGAAGACGCGGACGAGGACGAGGAGGACGAGGAGUGGGACUUCAUGGACGACGACGCCAUCUUGGGGCUCUCGGAGCGGCACAACGCGGGGAUUGGGGCUGACACUCAGACCACCAAAGAGAUCUGCGUGGCCUCUUUGCCCGCGGAGCGCGUGGACGACGACUACUGUGACUGCGAGGACGGCAGCGACGAGCCCAACACGUCGGCGUGCUCCCACGUGCUGCUGAGCUCGACAACGCCCCCGUUUGGUCGGGAAUUCAGCUGCAAAGCUGACAACAAGCAGGUGUCAUUGGCCGCUGUGGCCGACGGCGUGUGCGACUGCUGCGACGGCAGCGACGAGAGGGGGGGACUGUGUGCUGACACUUGUCAGACGGAGUGGCAGGAGAGGCUGAAGAAGCUAAAAGAGAGGCUGCAGGUGGUGCAAAGCGGGUAUAGAACGCGGAAAGGAUACCUGGCGCGUGCUGUGGACACGGUGACGAAGCUGAACGAGGACUUUGAGCGCCUUGCGCAGUCGUACGAGGCAGGGCAGAGGGCGUUCGAAGACCUGCAGCAGCGCGCGCAGCACAACCCGGAGCUGCGUGGACACCUUGAGCAGUCGUACCAUGUGCUGCGCACAGUGCAGUACGUCAUGUACGUCCAGAACCGUGUCGUUGACCGCAGCACAUUCACAGACGCGGCCUGGAAGCCUGCGUUCGUCGAGCUUGUGGGCAAGUGUUUCUCGUACACGGUGGACGAGAAGGAGCUGAAGGGCGGGACUCCCAACGUCAUCCCUCGCAAGUAUGAAAUGGUGCUGUGCCCGUUCCAGAAUGUCUCGCAGGCAGAGCCGUCGUAUCCACAGUGGACUAGGGCGGAGCGUCAAACCAAGGUCGGAGUUACUGCGGCGGACGAGGAGGAAGAAGAGGUCCCACGUCCUAUUGGUCUGGGCAUCUGGAACGAGUGGCAAGAGUCGACAGACUUCGCGCGUGUGCAGGACUACAACCACGGCGAGCCCUGUGCUGACGGACAGGAGCGUCAGACACAUGUGGAACUUUCGUGUGGUGCUACCAAUCGCGUUGUUGCGGUGGAGGAACGUGAAAUGUGCGAGUAUGAGAUCCGCUUCGAGACGCCUGCAGCUUGUGAGUCGAGAGAAGAAGAGGCGUUGCUGGACGAAAUCACGCUGGUCCAGCGAUUCCCCAGGCAGCAAGAGCAAGGAGCUGCUAAAGUAGAGGGUCACGAAGAACUAUAG
This is a messenger RNA of Phytophthora sojae, 1386 nucleotides long. RefSeq lists its product as hypothetical. Gene Ontology annotation, cellular component: glucosidase II complex. The record is from RefSeq and is a predicted model, not a curated record. Gene Ontology annotation, molecular function: protein binding. NCBI's taxonomy places the organism in Eukaryota, Oomycota, Peronosporomycetes, Peronosporales, Peronosporaceae. Gene Ontology annotation, biological process: N-glycan processing. The transcript has a single exon. Bases 1 to 1386 code for a protein of 461 amino acids.